UUUGACCAUUGUGUACUCAUUUCUAACUUAUGAGGGUUCUUAGUGAAGUCCCUUUAUUAAGUACAUCAGAUUUAUGCACAUUUUGUAACCCUGUACACCAGACCUGGGCAAAUUAAGGCCCGCGGGCCACAUCCGGCCCUUUGUACGUCCCUGUCCGGCCCGCGUGAGGCCAAUCAUAAACACCAUAAAUUAAACUUUUUUUUAACUUUUAUUUUGAAAUUUUAUUUUGAAAAGCGUUACGUCGCUACGUAUGCACGUCGUAGACGUAGCACCUUCACUCGCGUAUACACGUGUGUGAGUGAAGGUGAUGCUGUUCGCGAGGUUAUCCCCAAGAUGUCGGCACACCCCAAGAAAAGAAAAGUUGAUAACGAAUGCCGUAUUUUCAACAAAACAUGGACUUCCAAAUAUUUCUUUACAGAAAGUAAAGGCAAAGCAGUGUGCUUAGUCUGUGGUACACAGGUUGCUGUGUUUAAAGAAUAUAAUUUGAAUCGCCACUACACCACCAAGCAUGAAGAUAAAUACAGAAAUCUGUCUGGUGAAGAGCGUGCAAGGGAGUCUGAUGCAUUGCUUGCAAAACUACAAACCCAACAAGGAUUUUUCACUAAACUUCACACUCCCAGAGAUGCAGCCGUCAGGACAAGUUAUGUCAUUUCUCACAAAAUCGGCAGAAAAAGUAAGGCGUUUUCCGACGGAGAGUUUAUUAAGGAGUGUUUAUUGGACUCUGCUGCGCUGAUGUGCCCAGAGAAAAAAGGCGCAUUUGAGAACGUUUCACUCUCCCGACGCACUGUAACGAGGCGGAUUGAGGACAUCGCGGGUGAUGACCACCUCUCAGCUGUCCUUCGCAUAGCCACUUCAGACAUUCCGCCAGAUUUCAAUGCCCUUGUUCAAGCCCAGAACAGACUGGAUUAUUCUCACUGAAGAGGUAACAUGAGGUGGAAAGCAUUACAAGUUAUUGUUUGUGGAGAUUAACAAGUUAAAAAAUAAAUUGCACUGGUUCAAUAAUUGUUUUUCCAAUUAUUGAACCAAUAGACCACAGUUUCACAUAACCUAAUAUACAUAUUUACAGAGUGCUUUAUUCUUCUGAUUAUCAGUACCAGCUAUUCAAAAUAUUUAAUUUAAGUAUUUUACAAUGAAAGAAAGUUGGUGGCCCUCUGACACAAUUCAGGCUUCUCAUGCGGCCCCUGAUAAAAAUUAAUUGCCCACCCCUGCUGUACACUGUAGAGAUCUUAUUUAUCCUAUUCCUUAUGUGUUGUGUAAAACUAAGACAAACGCAACAUCAAAUUAAAAUCAGCAAAUAAAUACAAACGCACCAUGCACUGGAGGGGUCUGGAGUUUGUUUUUCAGAGAGAAGCUUUUAAAGUAAGUGUUUGAUGUGUGUGUGCUAACAGGCAGUAUGCCAGCAUGAAUUAACUUGAGGUUGUUCACCGAACAAAUACGCACAUUAGCACUCAAUAAGGUCAUCAAAACUUGCCUUUAUGCAUUCCCACAGAGUUUUGUCAUUGAGGACCAAAUGUGAGGAGAAAAAAAUAAUACAGUAUAGUAGUCUCUGUGCAGCGUGGGAGAAUUUGGCACACGAGGAAAUGGGUCACCGCUCACAGCAAACAAUAACUGUUAUGAUUUCUAACUGUAUAUUAUAUUAUUUCAUGUUUUAUUAUUUAGUUUUUUAAAUAAUGGCCCCUAUUUCCAAAAUUACUAUACAUUUGCAUAAAAUUAUUUGUAGUUAUUUAAAAUUUUUUUUUAAAUUAUUAUUGCACUUACAAGUUUCCCGUGGUUACGGACCCUUGGAAUACUUCACAUGCAACAACACAACAUUGAGGAGUGGGACAGGAGGAUGCAAACAUUAGCAUCUACAUUACAUUUUAACAGCAACAUUUUGCUAGGAUAUCCUAUUGGCUGAAGAACAUACAGAUGAUCAAAUUGACAGCUUCCACGUCUAACUGAAUGUGUCGUGAAGCCUGUGAAAGUUUUUUUUUUUCUUCAUGAUGUCAUGAAAACAGAAACUUUCAUGACCAACUUAUGGUGCGUCUGUCAAAAGUGAAGCGAACAAGUGAAGGAGAUGAUGGGUUUUUCACUUUUGCUACUUAAACAGGCUUUAGGGACGCAUUACUGUUAGAAAGUACAAAGUUAAAAAGUCAAUGUUGCAUAAUAAGGAACCUUUAAAUUGAAAAUUGUCAUUUUUCUUGCCACAUUUGAGAUAACUGUUUAACAAAGUGCCUUCUUAUCUCCCCUCCUCUUUUCCUCCUGAUUGAUUGAUUCAUCCAUCGAUGGUCCUCCUGCCUCUUCCUUGCCAACUGCAAUUGGCUUUCGUAAGCGAAAAGCAGAGACGUGUCUCACAGUAAGAUGGACUCUGAAGUCUUACCCAAAGUGGCCCGCAUGACCGUUUCUGGCAAGAAGCAGACCAUGGGCUUUGAUGUCCCCAGCAGUGGGGACAACGGAGUCGUUGCAGCAGCCAUGGCACGGCGAGCCAACAGUCCCGAAAACGCCAGUGGCGAGGGCAACUCCAGGCGAACCGAGACACCCUCCAAAGGUUCCAACGAAGAUGAGGUCGCCACCCUUCCCACUCCCGGGCGUUCUUCCGGAAAGGCCCGGCAGACACUCGACGUCAAGGCCGAACUGGAGAAGAGACAAGGAGGCAAACCGCUAUUAAAUUUAGUAGUUAUAGGUCACGUGGACGCAGGGAAGAGCACCCUCAUGGGCCACCUGCUGUAUCUGCUGGGCAACGUCAACAAGCGCACCAUGCACAAGUAUGAGACUGAGUCUAAGAAGGCGGGCAAAGCGUCCUUCGCCUACGCUUGGGUUCUGGAUGAAACUGGCGAGGAGAGGGACAGAGGUGUGACAAUGGACGUGGGUAUGACCAAGUUUGAGACCGGCUCCAAGGUUGUGACGCUGAUGGACGCACCGGGACACAAAGACUUCAUCCCCAACAUGAUCACAGGAGCUGCCCAGGCAGAUGUGGCCGUGCUGGUGGUGGAUGCCAGCCGAGGGGAAUUCGAGGCGGGCUUUGAGGCGGGCGGCCAGACCAGAGAGCACGCCUUGUUGGUGCGCUCGCUUGGCGUCACUCAGCUGGCGGUGGCGGUCAACAAGAUGGACCAGGUUAAUUGGCAACAGGAACGUUUCCAGGAAGUCACAUCGAAGUUGGGACAUUUUCUGAAGCAGGCAGGCUUCAAGGACUCUGAUGUUGUCUACGUCCCCACCAGCGGCCUGUCAGGGGAAAACCUCACCGUCAGGAGUUCCGUUUCCGAGCUCACCUCUUGGUAUUCCGGCCUCAGCCUGCUAGAGCAGAUUGACUCCUUCAGGGCCCCUCAGCGCUCUGUGGACAAACCUUUCAGACUGUGCGUCUCUGACGUAUUCAAAGACCAGGGCUCGGGCUUCUGCGUCACAGGCAAGAUAGAGGCUGGCUACAUUCAGACUGGGGACAAACUGCUGGCUAUGCCCCCCAAUGAGACAUGCUUAGUCAAAGGAAUCACUCUGCAUGACGCCCCCUUAGAUUGGGCUGCAGCUGGAGAUCACGUCAGCCUCACGGUCACUGGCAUGGACAUCAUUAAGAUCAAUGUGGGGUGUGUGUUCUGUGAUCCCAAGGAGCCCAUACGAGUGUGCACCCGAUUCAGAGCGCGCCUGUUGCUCUUCAGUUUUGAGAUUCCCAUCACAAAGGGCUUCCCAGUAUUGUUGCAUUAUGGGACGGUCAGCGAGCCGGCCACCAUUACAAAGCUGAUAAGCGUUCUACAUAAGAGUAGCGGCGAGGUCCUCAAGAAGAAACCAAAGUGUCUGGGUAAAGGUAUGAACGCCAUCGUGGAGAUCCAGACGCAGAGGCCGAUAGCGCUGGAGCUCUACAAAGACUACAAGGAGUUGGGUCGCUUCAUGCUGCGCUACGUGGGCUCCACCAUCGCUGCAGGCGUGGUCACGGAGAUCAAAGAAUGAAGGCCCUGCCCACCAGGGUUUGCCCCCACAGCCAGACCACGACAAAGAGGAAGUGCAUGUCACUGCAAAUGCAAGAGCAUCCCUCGUCGUCCCUCCGGCGCAGUUGCUGCCUCACCAUUCUGGCCCGAUCAACUCUUUAAGACUGUGCCGUUGACCAAUCACGAGGUGGCUCCGAACAAGCAGACAGUGAUGCUGAGCCUCCACCUCCUAACACGUGCUUUAAUCAGCCUCGCAGUGAUCAAUCUCACUGAGCUUUCAUUUGACUGGUGGUUUGGUUGCCAAUCAUCAUGGCGGAAAUAUUGGCAUGCAGAAAAAAACUGACUGGAAAGGAGACACACAGGAUAAUAUAUAUUCAAUUCUUCCGUGCUGGACUGGUGGAGCCUCAACAGAACAAACAAAUCCUCAGCUUAUUAUUUAUAUGCUUUUCCAGCAGAACUGGUUAACUUUUUUUAAUUUCAGGUUUGAAAACGUACGUAAUUCAGGAGAAAAAGGUUUGCUAUUUUCAUCACACAUGAUUUGCAUGUCAAGUAAUGCAAAACCUUUUUAAUAACCGAAUGGAAGGAUUGUGUGCUAGCUGAGUGAAGAUGGAGUUACCGCUUUGUUGUGACUCAAUGUGUGACACCCAUUACAAUAAGAGGAAAUGAAGACAAAAAGUCACUAAA
Messenger RNA from Doryrhamphus excisus (bluestripe pipefish), 4580 nucleotides. It is a transcript of the gene hbs1l, whose product is annotated as HBS1-like translational GTPase. Gene Ontology annotation, molecular function: GTP binding; GTPase activity. Lineage: Eukaryota; Metazoa; Chordata; Actinopteri; Syngnathiformes; Syngnathidae. The record is from RefSeq and is a predicted model, not a curated record.